Messenger RNA from Leishmania braziliensis MHOM/BR/75/M2904, 1227 nucleotides. RefSeq lists its product as hypothetical. The transcript has a single exon. NCBI's taxonomy places the organism in Eukaryota, Euglenozoa, Kinetoplastea, Trypanosomatida, Trypanosomatidae. The coding region runs from base 1 to 1227 and encodes 408 amino acids. The record is from RefSeq and is a predicted model, not a curated record.
AUGGAGAUCACUCACUUAAUCGCGGUGGUGUUUUUCAACAGGGUUGCCUUGCAGUAUGCCCUGUGGGCGAGCCUCCUGCUCGCCCCGCUCUACGCAUUUGCAUUGAAACCGCUUGUCCGAAGGUGCCGACGGUGUGCAGCAAUGAAGGUUGCGACGGCUGCUGCGGAGGGAACUGCUUUGCCACCAGCAGCAGCUAGCACGCUGCACAACCCCCCCGUACGGCCCUCCGCCGCCAGCUCGAAAAGGCUCCUCUCGUCCGUGCUAGCUGGUGCCACACCAGCGCCCUUCAUGCCCAUCUUCGGCACCUCUGCAGCAGCGACGUCGUCUUUUCAGGCACGUAGUAGCAUCGGUGCGCCGUUCUCUCCUCUCGCACCACAAGACUCGACACCUAACAGGCACGGUUCAGCGUGCUCGCUAGAAGCCACUGGAACAGCAGUGACGCUAGAGGAAGCGGAAUGCCGCUCGCCGACACAGAGCUUUAUGUCGGCGCUGCGCUGGCACGUGCGGCAACGUGGCGCGGCUCUCUUCAGCGGUGGCGCCAGCGCCUUGGGCAAUGCCCUGGGGUCGGGCGAAGUGUACUGCCAGCGCCUGCAGAAGCAGUAUGAUAAGCUCAACAUCACAGACGCCUCCUUGGAGGCGCUCUACCUUCGGCCUACGUUCCAGGAGUGGUAUGCGGUGAAUCGGGAGGAGCUCCUGCGCGAGGUGCGACUUCGCGAGUCAUUCGCCAAAUGGCGCAGCGUCGCGACGGCCUUUGUGCUUGUUGUGGCCUUAUUGCUGCUGCCGGCGUACAGUUUCAGCACGCAGACCAACGCCAUGCAGUGGGCAUUGCCCUUGACAGAGGCUGGCAACGAGGCUACUGUCGCCACCGCUCCGCUGGCGCAGCUUUUGGCUACACGUCUGUACCACAUCCAGUCUCGGGAGUCGACGCCUCUGGUCGCUACCAGGGCGGCGCUGUCCUCCUCUCUCGCUGGUGCAGGCCCCUGUGCGAUGGCUACGGCCGCGGUAAAGGCUUUAGAGUACGUGAGCGUCGUUGCUGCCGCGUGCGCACUCGUGACGAGCUGCUUUAUGCCGCGCGAGAGCUGCGCCACCGCGUCUGUUGCGCUUGUGUCGUUUCUCCUUCUCGUGAUGGAAUCGGCGCUGGUACCGGGGGCAGUGGUGAGGGUUGGGCUGGGGUUUCUCGUCGUGUUUGCAAUCGUCAUGAUGAGUAUUUAUCGCGCUGCUGCGUAG